Anisakis simplex (herring worm) is the source of this 1245-nucleotide messenger RNA. Lineage: Eukaryota; Metazoa; Nematoda; Chromadorea; Rhabditida; Anisakidae. The record is from the annotation of a GenBank genome assembly.
AUGGUUCAGUAUGGUUCAAUACAGUUACCUAUACCUCCACCAAAAGAGCUACCAAGUUUCAUCACUCAGCAACACCACCCAAAAAGACCCCCUCCAACAUCGAUUUCAUCGAGCUCAGGCACUGUCAUACCCCCGCCAGUGCCCCCACAGCUUCAUCCGUUCCCACCUCCCCCCACUGGCCAACCCUCGAUCACGAUCGCUCCACCGACUCCGUGUCCCGUAACUCCACCUGCCCCAGUUACAGCUCAAUCCAGCGUGACCAGUGGGCAGAGCACGGUGUCGUCUUCACCACCGGCUGAAAUCCCAGUCACGACGACAGAAUCUGUGAAUACUGGUCAGAUUCCCACAAAAAUGAUGACUCAGUCCGGAAACGAUAUUGGCCAAUCAGCUGCGAAGGAUCAAGCAAACAAGGCUCAGCCUACAUCCAAGACUCAAAACCAACGACCUCAGCCAAUAGCUGUGGCCAUGUCUGAAGCUGAAAGUGAUCUAACGAAGUUGGAGGGUCAAGGCGAACAACAACCAACUGAAGGGAACAGUGGAAUGUUUGGAUGGAUACAGAAAACGGUCACUCAAUCAGCAUUCUUGUCGAAAGUAGCGGAUAAAGCAAAGACCGGAAUGGACUCGGUUCUAACAACUCUAGAUCCGGGGAUGAAGGAUUUUUUGAAGAGUGACGGUUCGGUGGAUUUGGUGAUAGCAUCUGACAAUGGUCGUCUGAUAACGGCUGUAGCUGAUGGUUUCCGGCGGGUUUUCACGAAUGUCACAUUCCGGGGUAUGGGAACUCCAGGCUCGAAUGCCUUAUUACCGCAGAUCAUCGGGCAUACGUUCGCGUUGAGGUAUGCAAAAGAACGAAUUCAACUGUUGCAACGCAGUGGAUUAGCUGGAGGAACGAAAGCAUCAGCAAUAGUUGCGAUGCAGCCGUUUCUGCAUGAUGUCGAUGGAACGUGGUACGAAUCGGUCGUUUUCGCGCUGCAAAAAGGUGAUGUGAAUGUUCAUGUGUUCACGCAGCCAAUUGAAGUGGACCAGCGAGUUAUAGCUGCAUUAAAGGAGCACACACCAAUCGAUUAUGCAGCAAAUGCUUUCUCGACGCCAGUUUCGAUCGGUUACGCUGAAGUGUAUGGAAUGGAUCCAGACGAUUGGCAACAAACGAUGUUGUCGUUCUCAUCAUCCGAGCUAUACAGAAUGGCUUGUGCAGCUCUGGCAGCAGCAUUUAAACGGAAAUUGGAACGUGGCUUAGAGGGGGAUUAG